AUGCAUCCGGAAAAGGCUCCAGAGCCAGACGGGAUGACAGAUCUCUUUUAUCAGAAAUUAUGGGAUAUUGUCAAGGAAGAUUUAACUCAUGUGGUUAAUCAAUUCCUAUUUGAUGGAUCGGUGGCGAGUGGACUGAACGAUACAAAUAUUUGCCUUAUCCCAAAGACAACUAAGCCUAGUGAGAUGUCUCAGUUCUGGCCCAUCAGUCUGUGCAACGUCAGUUACAAGAUAAUCUCUAAGGUCUUAUGCCAGAGAUUAAAGAAAGUCUUACCAGACAAAAUUUCAGAAACCCAGUCAGCCUUUGUUGCUGGAAAACAAAUCUCGGAAAAUGUAAUGAUUGCUCAAAAGAUAUUCCAUGUCCUGAGAACUAAACCAAGUGGACGCAAUAAAAGGAUGGCCAUUAAGACGGAUAUGAGAAAAGAGUACGACAGGAUGGAGUGGUCGUUCAUUGAAGCUGUUAUGCAAAAGAUGAAAUUUUCAGAAAUCUGCAUUAACUGGAUAAUGUGGUGUAUCAUUACGAUCAAAUACAAGGUGCUUAUGAUGGAGAACCAAAGGAAGAUAACAGGAAUGCGCGUUACACGCGCGUGUCCCUCAGUAUCCCACCUUCUCUUUGCUGAUGAUAGCCUUUUCUUCUGUACGGCGGAGUCCCGUGGAUGUAGAGAAGUGAUGAAAGUAGCCAAGAAGUAUAGACAAGCAUCAGGAUAA
Molecule: messenger RNA, 705 nt
Organism: Brassica rapa (field mustard)
Lineage: Eukaryota; Viridiplantae; Streptophyta; Magnoliopsida; Brassicales; Brassicaceae
Source: RefSeq, a predicted model, not a curated record